CAAACAUGUCUGACCAAGGCUCUACCUAUGCCGUACUUCAAAGUGUACCAGUCAUGAUAUCUCCCCAAUAUAGAUUACCAAAGAAGAUUAUGGUUUCGUCUGAAUUAAAAAUGGUGCCUGACGACAUAAAGAAACUACCAGCAUACCCAUUUGCAGUAGAACGAGAUGUUAUCGCUCAAGUAGAAGCGGCCCGAAAACAAACGUUUGAAGCAGAAGAGGCUUUUAAGCUCUUGAAGAAACAAUACCAAGAAGAAAAGCUCAACCAGAGAAAAGCUGCUGCCCGAAAAAUCGCUCCCGGUUUUCUCGACACAGAUACUCGUAUUUUGAAGCCAGAGCAAACCUACGUGCAAGAAUUCCCUAUGCACCCCAAUAAUACGUCAACGGAAGAUGAAGCAGCGAGUUCAAACACAUCACCUCAUACUUUACAACCGUACGUUAAUUAUGACAAGGCAUUUACCGCAGAGUCUGGUCCAGAUAAACAAUUCGAUUAUCACAAGUUCGAACAAGGAUUGGCUCCAGCAGACCCUUGGGAUACACCAGAGAAUGAUAUGGUGGCCUUAAGAUCCAUUCUUAGUAGUCCCAAGACGGAUUAUAAUGCAAACCGUGCAUCCACACCAGCUUCUUACCCACCUCAACAAUACCAAGCCCAACCACAACAGCAACAACAACAUCAUCAACAACAACAUCAACAACAACAUCAACACCAACAACAGCCAACUCAAGCUGCACGACCUUAUCAAAAGAAUGAAGGAGUUUACUGGAAUUUCCAAGGAAAUAACAACGGAAACAUGUAUCCACCUCAACAAAGACAGAUGCAUUCGACGAGCUCUGUACCUGCAUUACCGCCCAAAUUAUUUGGCAAUUCUUCGAAUUCUUCCUCACCAGUGAUUUCACCACCACCACCCGUACUUCCGCCACCCAGUGACUAUCAUAAAUCCAAUACGACACCUACACCCCCUCCUUUGCCUCCAUUACCAAUUACACCGAACGAGAAUUUAAUCACAGAGUUGGGUAAUAUGGGAUUCUCAAGAGCUCAAGCGAUCGAUGCAUUAGAAAAGAACGAUCAUGACUUAAUCAAGGCAACCAACUUUCUUUUGGAUCAAGCAUAAGGAUUUUUUUUUAAAAAAAUAAAAAAAUAAAAGAGAGAAUAGUUUAUAAAACAAAAAA
Messenger RNA from Mucor mucedo, 1167 nucleotides. RefSeq lists its product as uncharacterized. The transcript has 6 exons. Bases 6 to 1109 code for a protein of 367 amino acids. The record is from RefSeq and is a predicted model, not a curated record. NCBI's taxonomy places the organism in Eukaryota, Fungi, Mucoromycota, Mucoromycetes, Mucorales, Mucoraceae. Gene Ontology annotation, molecular function: protein binding.